This is a messenger RNA of Ipomoea nil (Japanese morning glory), 1521 nucleotides long. RefSeq names its product zinc finger BED domain-containing protein RICESLEEPER 3-like. Lineage: Eukaryota; Viridiplantae; Streptophyta; Magnoliopsida; Solanales; Convolvulaceae. Gene Ontology annotation, molecular function: DNA binding. Bases 1 to 1521 code for a protein of 506 amino acids. The record is from RefSeq and is a predicted model, not a curated record. The transcript is spliced from 4 exons.
AUGACCACUCCUAAUGUUCCUGCUGUUAAGAAGAGGAAGGAAUUAGAUUCUAGAUCCAUAGUGUGGGAGCACUUUGAAAAGAUCAAAGAUGUUGAUAAUAAAGUGAUUAAAGGCAAAUGCCUUUACUAUGAAAAACAGUAUAUUUGUGAAACUAAAAAACAUGGCACAUCAUCAUUAAGAAAUCAUAUGGUGAGUUGUCUUAAAAAUCCACAUUCAAAGGAUACAAGGCUGUCUCUACUCACAUUCAACACUCUGUCCACUUCUGAGAGUGGAACAGAGGCUCCUAAGGGUGGAACAGAGGCUCCUGAGGGUGUUUUGGUGACAUGGGUAUUUAAUCAAGAUGCCAUUAGGAGGGCCAUUUGUAAGAUGAUAAUCAUAAAUGAGUUCCCUUUUAGGUUUGUAGAGGGUCAUGGGUUCAAGAGGUUUAUUCUGGUUGCUUGUCCUAGGUUUCUUAUCCCUUCUAGGUGGACCAUUUCUAGGGGCAUCUACCAAAUUUUCCUUGAUGAGAGGCUAAACCUUAAGAAGUUGUUUAGAGUGGGCACUCAAAGGUUUCUUCUCAUAAGGGGGGAGUACAUUGCAAAAGCCCUAGAGAGUUGUUUAUUAGAGUGGGGAAUUAAGAAUGUGUUUACUGUAACAGUGGACAAUGCUUCCUCUAAUGACACAGCUACGGUGUUUUUUAAGAGUAAACUGUUAUCUUGGGGUUCUUCUUCUGUUAAGGUUCAGUACAUGCACAUGAGGUGCAUAGCCCAUAUCCUGAAUUUAGUGGUCCAAGAUGGGUUGAAGUUUGCAGAUGAGUCAGUCAAGAGGGUGAGGAAUGUAGUAAGAUGGGUUAGGAACUCACCAGCGAGGCUGACAAAGUUUAGAGAGUUUGCUGAACUAUUUGGUGUGGAAGCUAAAUCAGCUUUGCAUCUUGAUGUCCCUACAAUGUGGAACAACACCUACAUUAUGCUCAACACUGCAGUUCAAUAUCAAGUAGUGUUUGAUGCAUAUGAAAGAAAUGACCCCUCUUAUUCCGCUGACUUGGGAAGUGCUCCUUCCUUCUUGGAUUGGUGUUUUGUGGAAAGCUUAGUGAAGCUGUUGAAAGCAUUUUAUGAUAUGACAGUGGAGAUCUCUGGUUCACUUUAUGUCACAUCCAACACAUUCUUCUCUGAGAUCUCUAAUCUCAGUUGCAUGCUUGAAGCUAUGGUGAACUCUGUUCAUGAGACUGAAAAGGUAAUGGGGACACAAAUGAGAAACAAGUUUGACAAAUAUUGGAGGGGUCCAGAAAAAAUGAACUCUAUCAUUUUUUUUGCCAAUAUUCUGGACCCCAGAGAUAAGGAGGAGUGCAUGUCUCAUCAGUUUGGCACAUUUCAUCUCAGUUCCUCAACUUGCUCCUGUUGGGGAAUCGGCCCUGAAUGUAAAAGUGUACUGCAAGAAAUUACUGAACUCGUUGACAAGAAGGUUGCAUCUAAUAGUAAAGAAACUAAGCCAUUUUUGGUUAGCAUCGACUACGAGCAAGAAAGUGAUGGCGAGCAAUGGUGA